Engraulis encrasicolus (European anchovy) is the source of this 1242-nucleotide messenger RNA. Its product is annotated as TBC1 domain family member 8B-like. The record is from RefSeq and is a predicted model, not a curated record. Lineage: Eukaryota; Metazoa; Chordata; Actinopteri; Clupeiformes; Engraulidae. The transcript has 3 exons. Bases 342 to 728 code for a protein of 128 amino acids.
GUGUAUGUGUGUGUGUAUGUGUGUGUGUUAGAUCCUGAGUGUGGAGAAGCCAGACCGCAGUAGCAGGGCCCUGUAGUGAUAUGUUAAGUAACCCCUUUCGUGUGUGUGUGCGUGUGCGUGCGUGUGUGUGUGUGUGCGUCUGUAUGUAUGUAUGUAUGUAUGUGUGUGUGUGUGUGUGUGUGUGUGUGUGUUAGAUCCUGAGUGUGGAGAAGCCAGACCGCAGUAGCAGGGCCCUGACAGUGUGCCUGCGGGGGAAGAGGGCGCUGCGCUUCUCGGAGGUCAGAGACUACGAGCGGCUGGCCAACACCAUCCGCAAGAGGAGCGGCAACACCGCCAGCCCCAUGCACUCCGCAUCAUGCCAGGCGCUGCUGGAGUGUGGUGAGGAUGAGGAGGGUCUAAUGGUGGGUCAGAGGGACAGCAGUAAGACGGUCAGCACUGAAGCCCUCAUGAGCGUCUUCCACCCCCAGGACGCAGAGAACCUCGACCCCAAAAUGCUGAAGGAGAAGAUGAAGGAGCAGUCGUGGCAGAUCCACUUUGCGGAGUACGGCCGCGGAACCAGCAUGUUCAGCACGCGCAAGACCCGCGACCUGAUCGUCAGGGGGGUGCCUGAAUCUCUCAGGGGGGAGCUGUGGUUGUUAUUUUCAGGUACGUGUUGUAGUAGACCGCCUACUGAAUUUAUCAGGGGUGGUUUACGAUUGCCAACAGCCAUUUAUUGGCCGUAUAGGUAGUCCAUAGCCAAUCGUGUGUCUGUUGUAUUCAAACAAACUGCAAGCUUCCAUUUGUCAAGUAAUACGUACCAUCAUCUUUCCACCCCUCCCCACUCUCAGAUUGUCUCCCUAGUACCUCAGGCUAGUGCUCUGGGACAAACAUGUCUUGUCUGUCUUUCAGAUGGGAACGAUUGUGCAAUUCAGCAUGGGAUUUUCCAGGCUAGUACAACACAAAUAGUAGAUAAAUAUCCCACACAUUGUCCAUUACACAUUUUUAUAGCUGACACAACAUGAAAAUUCACCUGUAGAAAGUCCUUCACGUAUCUGAAUGUUAAAAACGCUGUGAGGAAUAAAAAUGCAGUGUUGAGUGUAAUGGACAGUGUGCAGACAAUAGAUGUACAAGACAGUACUUAAGGUAAUGGAAAGCAUACAAAAUUAAUGUACUGAAGCAAAACUGCACACACCUGUGGUGAGUCCAAGUGAAAAUGAAAGAUAGCUUCAUUGUCAAUUCCUCCUCGUAGCAAAUGUUACAGAA